This is a messenger RNA of Thalassophryne amazonica, 1372 nucleotides long. Its product is annotated as cytochrome b reductase 1. The record is from RefSeq and is a predicted model, not a curated record. The transcript is spliced from 4 exons. NCBI's taxonomy places the organism in Eukaryota, Metazoa, Chordata, Actinopteri, Batrachoidiformes, Batrachoididae. Gene Ontology annotation, molecular function: oxidoreductase activity. Bases 41 to 865 code for a protein of 274 amino acids. Gene Ontology annotation, cellular component: lysosomal membrane.
CAGCUGCUGCUGCUGCUUCGCUCUGAACGUCACCGCGGCGAUGGACAGUCUGAAGCUGUUCGUCGUCUUUCUCACUGCAGCCGCCGUUUUCGGUGUACUUUCCAUAAUAUUCGUACUACGAUGGGUUCUACACUUCAAAGAAGGCUUAGGCUGGGACGGAGGACCGGCCGAAUUCAACUGGCAUCCGGUUUUAAUCGUUACAGGCUUUAUUUUCUUGCAAGGAAUCGCUAUCAUUGUCUACAGGCUCCCCUGGACGUGGCAGUGCAGCAAACUUAUGAUGAAGUUCAUCCAUGCGGGUUUGAAUCUACUGGCCUUCGUUUUUGCCGUCAUAGCCCUGAUAGCAGUGUUCGAUUUCCACAAUGCUGCCAAGAUCCCCAACAUGUAUAGUCUGCACAGCUGGCUGGGCCUGUUAGCUGUAAUACUGUACGUGCUACAGCUUGUUCUAGGAGUUGGCAUGUACUUGAUACCCAUUACACCUGCAUCCUGGAGAGCAGCGUUUAUGCCCGUCCAUGUCUACAGUGGUCUUUCACUCUUUGCCUGUGUUAUAGCCGUGGCCCUCAUGGGCAUCACUGAGAAACUCAUUUUUGGCCUAAAAGACCCAAAGUAUAAAGACUCUCCCCCAGAGGCUGUUUUUGUCAACAUUCUGGGAGUCCUCCUAGUGGUUUUUGGAGCUCUAAUCCUGUGGAUUGCCACUCGAUCAUCUUGGAAACGCCCCAGUGAUCACAGCGUGCACACACUGCAUACCAACGAGGGAGGGGAGGACAACACCAAAACUGGGCCAGAACUUUCGCAACUCUCUGAAGGAGCAGAAGCUAGCGGGGAUGUUAGGAAGAGGAGCAAUAAGUCAGAUGAGCUGGAUAACUGAUAUAUUGUAACAAACUUGCAGCUUGUUCUUUUCAUCUGGGACUAAAAUAAUGCCCAUUAGAGCACAUUCCCCUGUCAAGGGUCAGCUAUUUGCCAGAUCUGGAAUUUGUGGACAGUCAUAAGCGCCACUCAUUCCCUCCAACAUUAACAAGAUUUGUAUGUAUGUUUAUACAACCACCAUAUCCACAAAGUUUCAUAAAAUGUCUCUUACUUAACCAACUGGUGAAUUUAUAGCAUGAUUUGUGUUUUUUUUUUUUUUUUUUUUUAUACAUCCUGUGGUGUCUUCAUAUGCUGGCUUUUUGAUUUCAGUUUUUGCCUUCUGCUUUUAUUGUAAGCACAUGUAAAUAAUGGCAUUUCAGUGAUAUUCAGAUGACACUUUAAUUGACAUACACUGCACUGUUAUUCAUGUCAGAUUGUUAUGGAUCACCAAAUCCUCUGUAUUAUAUCUCAGAUUUUCAAAUGUAUGUCAUGAAACAUAUCUUCCAAUAAAUAUUUGCAACUUGCAUUA